GAGAGAAACUUCGUCUAUUUAAUUAUAAGGAUAGAAACCAGAUUUGAUUUUCAGUUAUAUUCCCUCUCUCUCUCUCUCUCUCCGACGACGACGCUUUUCGUCGGGAAUUAGGGAUUUCAGUUUUUUUAAUUCUCCAGAGAGACGGUUUAGAUUCUGCGAACGUCGUCGUUUUCGAUUCAAUCGAUAAUGAAGCAUAAGAGGGAGCAGAAGAGGAAGAAGAAGAGGUCCUCCUCCGGUGAUGGAGAAGCAACGUCAAAAGAGUUGGAGGAGGAAGAGAAGAUGCGUGUGGAUUCGUUGAUGGAGGCGUUUUGCUCUGUUUCGGUGGAGGAAGCUACGGCUGCUUAUAAGGAAGCAGCGGGAGAUUUGAACAGAGCUGCUGAGAUUUUGACGGAUCUGGUGGAGAAUAGCGAUGGAGACGUGUGUACGACGAGUUCGGGUCAGGAGACCGGGUCUACCUCUGAGUACGGGGCUGGGUCGAGUUCGAGCUGUGGCGAGGAUUUGGCGAGAGAGAGGAAGGGAAGGAAGGAGAGUAGAGUUGUUGCUGCUACUGGGAUGGUGUCUUCCGUGAUUGCCAAGGAUUACUUGAAGAAGAAAGAGUUUCCUUUUAUGGAAAGGUUUGAAGGGAAUGGGAAGAAAGCUGGGGAUAGAGAGAAAGCUGAGCAGUUUUUAACUUCGAUGCUUGGUGAUGAUUGUGAGCUUAGCAUGGCUGUUGUUAGAGAUGUUCUUUGUCAGUGUGGCUACGAUGUGGACAUGGCCUUGAAUGUGUUGCUUGACAUGUCUUCUUCUUCAUCAACUAAUGAUGAUUCAUUAAGUGGUAGAUGUUCCGGCAUAGGAUUCAGCGAUAGUCUGGGGGAGACAUCGUUUGAUGAUACUGAUACUUCCGAAAGUGAACCAUUCUGGGGAGACUAUGUUCAAAGGGAUUACGCGAAAGUUCUCAUGAGUUCUGCAGAUCCUUUUGCAACUAGCCAAAAGAGUUCUGAGUCUUGUCUCUCACAAAUGGUGUUGGAAUCUCUGUUCAAUAUUCCCCAGAGUACUAAACACGAACCAAAGACUAUGAGUUGGAGAGAUGUCGCAAAGAAAAUGCAAUCACUUGGCGUUGAUGCUUCUUCCUCUAAUGGGGAAGGGUCCCAGCCUGAUACUUUUGUGAAGGAUGACGGAUAUCAUGAACUUAGAAAAGGUGCAAAUGACCAGUGGAAUGUAACGAAGUCAUACUAUCAAAAAGCUGCAGAAGCAUAUUCGAAAGGAGGGAGAGCUCAUGCGGCUUACCUUUCUGACAAGGGAAGAGUGGCAUCUAAAUUAGCUCAACGAGCAGAUGAGAGGGCAAGCCAAGAUAUAUUUGUUGCGAGAAAUAAGGGUUUUGAGAAUGUGAUAACCAUAGAUCUGCAUGGUCAACAUGUUAAACAAGCAAUGAAGCUAUUGAAGAUGCAUCUCUUACUCGGAGCAUAUGUCCCUUCCGUUCAGACACUGCGUGUUAUCACAGGAUGUGGUUCUCAUGGGUUUGGGAAAUCAAAAGUGAAACAAUCGGUGACAAAGCUGCUAGAAAGAGAAGGAGUUGGGUAUUGUGAAGAGAACAGAGGGACAUUGCUUAUCAAGCUUGAAGGGUGUAGUAGAGAGUUCAGUUUCUUAGACACAGGGAGUGACUCUGAUUAAGUUAUAACUAAAACUUAGCUCAGGUUUUAGCUCUAGAUCUUAAAAUUAUCUCUGUUUAUAUCUCAUCCUAGCUCUGUGUAUUAAGUAAAUGCUGAGCAAAACUUCGCUUCCUUAAUCAUCCUCUUUUGUAUUUUCACGUUAUCUAAGAAGUUAUGAAACACUUUGGCUGUCACAACACAAGAC
Molecule: messenger RNA, 1833 nt
Organism: Eruca vesicaria subsp. sativa (arugula)
Lineage: Eukaryota; Viridiplantae; Streptophyta; Magnoliopsida; Brassicales; Brassicaceae
Source: the annotation of a GenBank genome assembly